This is a messenger RNA of Cajanus cajan (pigeon pea), 2005 nucleotides long. RefSeq lists its product as uncharacterized. NCBI's taxonomy places the organism in Eukaryota, Viridiplantae, Streptophyta, Magnoliopsida, Fabales, Fabaceae. The record is from RefSeq and is a predicted model, not a curated record.
AAUAUGCUCAUAAAAUAAACUCAGAUGACGAUAGAACAACAAACUCAAUAGCUACGAAAUACACGAUUUUCUCAUUUUAAAAUCGAAUCAGAAAUUCGAAACUUUUUCACUCUAAAUUUCAAAACCGAACCCUUUUUAUUGUGCUCGUGAUCGCUAAUCUUCAUCUCUAUUCAUUGCAAUCCCCACACGGCCACUUUUCAGCAGCUUCGUCUUGAAUUUCAAGAUGCCAAAAGUUAGAAGAGUGAAGUCCCCAUCUACUGAUUGCAAUAGAUCACAUCCUUACCCUUCCAACUCCAAAAACAUUGAGCUGCAUAAACCUAUGAAUUUGUUGGUAUCAGUUGAUGAAAUGAAAGAAUGGGAGGAAGCUAGGUGUCCUAUUUGCAUGGAAUCCCCUCAUAAUGCUGUUCUUUUGAAAUGUUCUUCCCAUGAGAAGGGUUGCCAUCCCUACAUGUGCAAUACCAGUUACCGCCACUCCAACUGCCUUGACCAGUUUUGUAAGUCCUUUGCUUCUCAUCUCUCAUCAGAAGUAUUGGAAGAAAUUCCUGUCACAAGCAGAGUCUCUCAUAGUAGAGAAGUUCAGUUAGAGCCUCAGCACCCCUCUCAAUGUGGAAGCCAGUUGCAACCAAAGCUCAUUUGCCCUCUUUGCCGGGGAGAAAUAUAUGGAUACAUGGUUUUGGAGCCUGCUCGAAGGUAUAUGAAUUCUAAACCAAGGAGUUGUUCUUCUGAAACGUGUGAGUUCCAGGGGACAUAUCCAGAACUCAGGAAGCAUGCCCGGUCUGAGCAUCCUUCUGUUCGACCAACAGAGGUGGAUCCCUCGCGACAGUGUGAUUGGUUAAGGAUGGAACAAGAAAGGGGAUUGGAAGAUCUUUUUAGCUCAAUCCAUGCAAGUUCUAGUGCAGAAUACAGUAGGGACACCGUUCUCACUGGGGGUCUUGCUGACUUUAUGUCCUCGUUCUUUUAUGAAAUAUUCUCCUCUCUUGAAAAUGUUAACCGAAUGGCCAGUGUGUUAGCUAAUUCAAGACAGAGAGUGCCUUUAUAUGACAGAAGGUCUGGAACAAUGCACAGGGUAUCAAAUGGUGAUACACAGACAAAUCAAUCAGCUAGAUGGAGAUCCAAUUUACCUUCAGUGCACCAACUGGAGAGAAUUGCUACGGGUAGAGUGAGAACCAAUUUUCCAUUUUUAUCAUCCCGUGAUCUAGAGGCAGAGGUGAAUCGUACUGCUAGAUGGAGAACAAAUUUAUCAUCUUUGAGAACGCCACGUGAUGAGCAUCAGUUUUAUAGAGACCUAAGUGCAGAGGUCACAUCUUCAACAAGGAUGCCUCGGGCUUCACAAGGGACUCGGACUAAUCCCCAGAGUGACAUCUCAUCAUAUGGAAGGAUCCCUGGUCGUCAAUUACGGUGGCGUCAUCAAAGAUGGUCUACGAAUAACAGCCAACAAUGAGUGGCAAAUGGCAAUAGAUACAAACUAGUCUGUUUCAUAUUACCACAAAUGUUUACUUCUGCUAUCUGUUAAGGAGAUACCUCAACUAUCAUUUAACUUCGUUUUAUUGGAGGAUUUGGUUCGAUGAAAUCGGUUUAUUCGACUUUUAUGAUUGUUUGCUUGAGAUUAUUAGUAGGUGGUUUUUGUAUGUUUUUCAUCACAAUGACCACAAGAUUAUUAGUAGCAUAGAGCGCGAACACGAAUGGGACAAUAAGCGGCUACUCAACAACAAAAGGCAAGUAAGGGACCAUCGAACUAGCACGUGUGGUGGGGGACAGAGAAUAAAGAAAAUAUGAAGCACGUUUAGUACUAUAGCGUCGGUGAAAGGAGAAAAGAAAAUAAAGUUUGUUUCUCUUAAAUUUAGAUAUUUCGUAUGGACACUCUGGGUAUGUUAAGAGAGGAGAUAUCAGUUGAUUCCCUCUCAUUUGCAGAUUUUUUUAAAAGCAUUUUUAAGGCUUUUUCGUAGUACAGACAUGAAUGACCCAAUCCCCCAACCCAGUUAUAUAUAUUUAGUCAACAGUUUAA